Messenger RNA from Carica papaya (papaya), 1092 nucleotides. Its product is annotated as two-pore potassium channel 1-like. Gene Ontology annotation, molecular function: calcium ion binding; potassium ion leak channel activity; outward rectifier potassium channel activity. Gene Ontology annotation, cellular component: plant-type vacuole membrane; plasma membrane. The record is from RefSeq and is a predicted model, not a curated record. Lineage: Eukaryota; Viridiplantae; Streptophyta; Magnoliopsida; Brassicales; Caricaceae. Gene Ontology annotation, biological process: potassium ion transmembrane transport; stabilization of membrane potential.
CUUGCUCUAAUGACUCAAGAAGAUAAACAAGCUUUGCUUCCUGCAAAUACACUAGAAGCUUCUGUAAAUGUCAAUGGAAACAACCCAUUGCAGAGAAGAAGAAAUUCCCACAAGUUCAAUCCUCCUAACUCAAACAAUUCUCAUUUUCUUGCUAAUGAAGAAAAUCCCACUACAUCACCUCUUCUUCUCCCCACUGAAAACCAAACAAUCACCAAAAAAAGUUUCAACUUCAAGAAAGUUUUCAUGCUGUUAGGUGCUUACCUAGGUGUUGGAACUCUUUGUUUCUUCCUUAUCAGGAAUCAAAUAGAAGGAAAAAAGACGAAUGGCUUCGUAGAUUCCCUAUACUUCUGUGUUGUAACAAUGACUACAGUUGGGUAUGGAGACCUGGUUCCUCAUAGAGUGUAUGCCAAGCUAUUAGCCUGCACGUAUGUCUUCGUGGGUAUGGCUUUCGGAGGACUAUUUCUCAGCAAAGCAGCUGAUAAGAUCGUGGAGAAUCAAGAGAUUCUCUUGGUUAAAGCCUUUCACUUGAAUGAACAAUGUGUAGAUGGAUUUGAGACAGUACACAAACAUAAUAAACAUAAGUUCCUUGUGGUUUUGCUUGCACUUGUUGUGCUUAUGGUUUUAGGAACUUUGUUUUUGUAUCUUGUCGAAAACCUGGGAUUCGUUAAUGCAAUUUACUGUGUUUGCUGCACAAUCACUACUUUAGGCUACGGAGACGAGAGUUUCUCAACAGAAAGAGGAAGAAUUUUCGCGGUUUUCUGGAUUCUCAGCAGCACCAUUUGCUUAGCUCAAAGCUUUCUUUACCUAGCUGAACUAUAUACUGAAAGAAGGCAAAGGAAACUUGUUCAAUGGGUUAUGUCAAGAAAGUUUACAUGGUCAGAUCUGGAGGCUGCAGAUCUUGAUCAUGACAAAGUAGUCAGUGUUGCGGAAUUUGUCCUAUACAAGUUGAAGGAACUGGGAAAGAUCAGUGAGCAAGAUAUCUUAGUAAUGAUGGAGAGGUUCAAGCUUCUUGAUGUUGAUCAAUCAGGAACUUUGACAGCCGCUGAUGUUGUUGGAUGUAAUUCCACAUCGAUCAAGUAUGAAAAGUUAUAA